AUGGCCACCUCCUCCUCCUCCUCCACUCUGGACGAAGACGAGAGUUUGAAGGGCUGUGAAAUUUUUGUGCAGAAGCACAACAUCCAGCAGAUCCUCAAAGAGUGCAUUGUGAACCUGUGCAUCGCUAAGCCCGAGCGUCCUAUGAAGUUCCUGCGGGAGCAUUUUGAAAAGCUGGAGAAGGAAGAAUGCAAACAGAUCAUGGCGAGGCAGAAGUCUAACAGCCAGUCGGACUCUCACGAUGACGAGGUCUCCCCCCCGCCGCCCAACCCGGUGGUCAAGGCCCGCCGACGCCGUGGAGGGGUGAGCGCCGAGGUCUACACCGAAGAGGAUGCCGUCAGUUACGUGCGCAAGGUGAUCCCAAAAGACUACAAGACCAUGACAGCCUUGGCUAAGGCCAUCUCCAAGAAUGUUCUGUUUGCUCACCUGGAUGACAAUGAGAGAAGCGACAUAUUCGACGCCAUGUUCCCCGUGACGCACAUCGCCGGGGAAACUGUGAUCCAGCAAGGCGACGAAGGGGACAACUUUUACGUCAUUGACCAGGGCGAAGUGGACGUGUACGUGAACGGGGAAUGGGUGACCAAUAUCGGAGAGGGCGGUAGUUUCGGAGAGCUGGCCCUCAUCUACGGGACUCCCCGAGCUGCCACCGUCAAAGCCAAGACUGAUCUUAAACUGUGGGGGAUUGACCGAGACAGCUACCGUCGCAUCCUAAUGGGCAGCACUCUGAGGAAGCGGAAGAUGUAUGAAGAGUUCCUCAGCAAGGUUUCCAUCCUUGAGUCUUUGGAUAAAUGGGAGCGUUUGACUGUGGCUGAUGCUCUGGAGCCUGUCCAGUUUGAGGAUGGGGAGAAGAUCGUGGUACAAGGAGAGCCCGGCGAUGACUUCUUCAUCAUCACAGAGGGAAUAGCCUCUGUUCUGCAGCGCAGGUCCGACAAUGAGGAGUAUGUGGAGGUGGGAAGACUCGGACCCUCUGACUACUUUGGUGAGAUCGCCCUGCUGCUGAACCGCCCUCGCGCAGCCACCGUGGUGGCCCGAGGCCCCCUCAAGUGCGUGAAGCUGGACCGGCCCCGCUUCGAGCGCGUGCUUGGUCCGUGCUCCGAGAUCCUCAAGCGAAACAUCCAGAGAUACAACAGCUUCAUUUCUCUUACCGUGUGA
Messenger RNA from Nerophis lumbriciformis (worm pipefish), 1149 nucleotides. NCBI's taxonomy places the organism in Eukaryota, Metazoa, Chordata, Actinopteri, Syngnathiformes, Syngnathidae. The record is from RefSeq and is a predicted model, not a curated record.